This is a messenger RNA of Gopherus flavomarginatus (Mexican gopher tortoise), 3338 nucleotides long. RefSeq names its product UDP-glucuronosyltransferase 1A1-like. Bases 87 to 1685 code for a protein of 532 amino acids. Gene Ontology annotation, molecular function: UDP-glycosyltransferase activity. The transcript has 5 exons. The record is from RefSeq and is a predicted model, not a curated record. Lineage: Eukaryota; Metazoa; Chordata; Testudines; Testudinidae.
CAAAAGGUAGAGUUGUCAGGAGUUACUAACUGGAGUCUGAUUGGCAAUUUGCUAGUCUUUGUAGUACUCACCGCACUGCUGCAGAGAUGGCUCCUGGGUUUCACUCUAGACACCAGAUCAGUGCAGUGCUGUUUGUUUUCCUGGCCUUGUUGAUCUUUGCUGAUGGUGGGAGGCUGCUUGUGGUGCCGAUGGAUGGAAGUCACUGGCUCAGCAUGCGUGCAGUGCUGGACGAGCUGAGGCACAAAGGGCAUGAGAUAGUCAUUGUUGCCCCUGAAAUAAAUCUACAUGUAAAAGCAUCCGAGAAUUAUGUCAUGAAAACAUAUCCGGUACCUUUCACAAAGACAGAGCUGGAGGGACAUUUUCUGACUUUUACUGAAGAGCUUUUUGAGGAACGACCUUUUCUGGAAAGAUUUGUUCGACUCCGUGAAAAGCUGAAGAACACCUCGACUCUGUUUUUAUCCACUUGCACACAUUUACUGUACAACAAAGAGUUGAUCCAAUAUCUAGAAGGGAGCAAAUUUGAAGCUGUCUUUACAGAUCCCAUGAUGCCCUGUGGACAGAUCGUAGCUGAGUAUCUUUCUAUCCCCUCUGUGUUUUUCUUGCGUGGAAUUCCAUGUGGUUUAGACUAUAAGGCUCUUCAGUGUCCAAACCCACCUUCUUAUGUUCCAAAGCUAUUCACAACCAAUACAGACCACAUGACAUUUCCACAGCGUGUGAAGAAUCUGUUAUUCAGCUUAUUGGAGAUUCUCCUUUGUGAUUUUGUUUACUCGCCAUAUGCAAAACUGGCCUCUGAAUUUCUCCAGAGAGAGAUAACAGUGACUGAGCUUUUAAGUCAUGGAUCUGUUUGGCUGAUGAGAUUUGACUUUGUGAUUGACUAUCCCAGACCACUGAUGCCUAACAUUGCUAUAAUUGGAGGCAUCAACUGUGCUCAGAAGGAAUUAUCUCAGGAAUUUGAAAGCAUUGUGAAUGCCUCUGGGGAACACGGCUUUGUGGUCUUCUCCUUGGGCUCAAUGGUCUCUGAGAUUCCCAUGAAGAAGGCCAAGCAGAUUGCAGAAGCCUUUGGAACAAUACCUCAGACAGUUCUUUGGAGGUACACUGGAGAAGUACCCCCCAACCUUGCAAACAACACAAAGCUAAUCAAAUGGCUGCCACAGAACGAUCUACUUGCUCAUCCCAAAGCCCGUGCCUUUAUCACCCAUGGAGGCUCACAUGGAAUCUAUGAGGGGAUAUGCAAUGGAGUGCCAAUGGUUCUGAUGCCAUUAUUUGGAGACCAGAUGGACAAUGCUAAGCGGGUAGAGUCCCGGGGUGCGGGAGUGACGCUGAAUAUAGUUGAAAUGACUUCUAAGGACCUAUCGGAUGCAUUGAAUGCAGUGAUUAAUGAUAAAAGCUAUAAAGAAAAUAUCAUGCGUCUCUCAGCCCUUCACCUCGACAGACCUAUCCAUCCCCUUGAUCUCGCAGUGUAUUGGGUUGAGUUUGUGAUGAGACACAAAGGGGCCCAGCAUUUGCGGCCUGCAGCCCAUGAUCUCAACUGGAUCCAGUACCACUCUCUGGAUGUCAUUGCUUUUCUCCUGGCUGUCGUGCUCAUUACCAGCUUCAUCUCUCUGAAGUGCUGCCUGUUCUGCUGCCGGAAGUGUUUCUGUAAAAAAGGAAGAGUGAGCAAAUCGAGCAAAUCAAAGGCAGAGUAAUGAAGGGGUUGGAGAUGGGGCUCAGCUCCAGACCUUGGGGAAUGUAGGGCUUUCCUGAGCGCAGGCCCAGUAAAGUCAUUUCUGGUGGUGAGCUCAGAAAUUAUUCAGAACAUAUUCCUUUUAAAUAGCAGCACCGUGUUUUGCUGUUCCAUGUUUUGAUUUUGUCUCCAAUUAAUUCAGAAUAUUUUUGAAAGCUUUGCUCAAUGCUUGUUUGAUUGUUAAGGAUAAUUCACACCAUAAUGCUAUGGUGUAGUGCUCAGAACAUUAAUGGGACUCCUGGGUUCCAUUUCCUGCUCUGUAGCUCACUCACUAUCUGACUUGGGGCAAGGUUCUUCUCUGUGUCUCAGUUUUCUCAUCCGUGCAAUGGGGAUAACAACAUUUCAACCUUGGUACUACAAUGGUGCCCAUCAUUCUAGUGUGUGAGUGUCUGAUGCAUCAUAUUUAUAAAGCACUUCAAGAUCUUUGGAUGAAAGUUGUUACAUAAGUGCCAAGUGGUGUUUUAAGCGAGGGAUAGAAUGCAGCCUGUUGAUUGGAAAUAGAGAAUGGUAUUUGUUCUGCCCAGGUCAAUCUGUCAUUGUCUGAACUGUGUUUCAAAUACACUGAAUGUGAACAAAUUUGAAAGUAGUAUUGAGCCACCACCACCCAAUCAAGUUUCACCCCAGCUGGAGUACUGAACUUGGAGCAUUGUAGUCAACCGAUUUGAUCUUUGUUCUUGAUAUUCUGUUAAAAAUAAACCAAACAAAAAUCUGUACAAAUAAACCCCAAAUAAUAAGAACAACAAUAACAACAGUUCUCUUUUUUGAUUUGAGAUGUAUGGGCCCCAUCACCUUCACAUGCAGUAAUCUUUGCACUGAGGACUAGCAGUGUUAGGACAGAGAUAUUCAGGCCUGUCUGCAAAGGCCUAUACUUUAAGAAUUUAGGUAUAUUCUUAUCACUUAGCUAGUUAUAGAGGUAUAAAAGAAAGAAUCAAAAAGCACUCUGUAAUGGCCUUCUCUUACUGUGACAGUCUGAGGCCUGGUUCUUCAGCUAAGCAGCCAUAAACUGGGAAAUGUAUGGUCACAUCCUCUCAUUCCAAACUAGUCAUAUUAAAAUAAGGCAAUCUGGGGCUGUUAGGAAGGUGAUUCGAUCUAUCACCUCCAGAGAAAGGGAAGAGCCUAAAACAUGUAAAAGGAAAUUUAGUUUGAUAGUUUUCUGUCUGGUAUGAACUCACUUAUCAAUAGACACAGCUGGAGAACCCUUAUGUCUGUAUAGAUGUAGUUGUGAAAUCCUCACUUCUGUAUUGUUUUGCGUGUUUAUUUGCCUGGUCUCUGUCUGGUUCUGUGAUUGUUUCUGUCUGCUGUAUAAUUAAUUUUGCUGGGUGUAAACUAAUGAAGGUGGUGGGAUAUAAUUGGUUAGCUAAUCAUGGUACAGUAAGUUAGGAUUGGUUAGGUAAAUUUCAGUAGAAUGAUUGGUUAAGGUAUAGCUGAGAAUAUUACUGUAUAAAUUAGGGGCAAACAGGAAGUAAGUUGGGAUUCGAAAAUAAGGAAAAGGAACUUGGAUUUAAGCUUGCUGGAAGUUCACCCCAAUAAACACUGAACUGUUUGCACCUUCGGACUUCGGGUAUUGUUGCUCUCUGUUCAUGCGAGAAGGACCAGGGAAGGGUGAGAGUGAAGG